ACUAGCAAAAAACGGGGAAAGGAAGCAACCAUAAGGUGAGCAAGUGAAACCCUCUAUACCAAAGUCCAAGCAGGAAGAAUAUAUAGCAGCAGAGGUUCUGCUCCGAGCUACAGAGCCAUGGCUGCCCCUGCAAAAACCAACAGGCUCUCUUCAGCCAUGGAGAGAACCGGCAAAUGGAUUUUCUCCCAAGAGAUCCCAAGCGAUGUGGUUGUCCGAGUUGGGGAGGCCAAUUUCUGUUUGCAUAAGUUCAUUCUGGUAGCUAAGAGCGGGCUCAUAAGGAAUCUGAUAAUGGACACAUCGAAGGCCGAUCUCUCCAGAAUCGAGCUGCCGGACGUUCCCGGCGGCCCCGAGAUCUUCGAGAAGGCAGCCAAGUUCUGCUACGGCGAGAACUUCGAGAUCACGGUGAGGAACGUGGCUGCACUGCGCUGCGCCGCCGAGCACUUGGACAUGUCUGAAAAAUUUGCCGACGGCAACCUCAUCUCCAGAACGGAGGAGUUUUUGAUGCAUGCUGCACUCACCACCUUCUCCGGCGCCAUCGCCGUGCUUAGAAGCUGUGAGGACCUUAUGCCCAUGGCCGAAACGCUCAAAAUUGUACAGAGGUGUUUGGAAGUUGCAAGUUUGAAGGCCUAUAACGAAUCUAAUUUCCAAACCCGUUCGCCGAUGGGUUGGUGGAUGGACGAGCUCGCCGUCCUGGGAGCCGAUUUUUACAAGCGCUUUAUGAUGUCCCUGAAGGCUCGCGGCGCGAAGCCUCAGACUCUCGCCACCGUCGCGAUGACAUACGCCGAGCGCAACCUCCGCGACCUCGUCGUCGGCGUCGUGGCGGCCGCGCGCGGCGACGAUCCGGACCGACGGAGGCGCCAACGCGAGGCGCUCGACAGCGUGGUGGCGACGAUGCCGCCGGAGAAGACGGCGUUCCCGGCGACGUUCCUCUGCUGCCUGCUGCGGGCGGCGUCGUUCCUCGAGAGCCCGGCGGCCACGCGGGGGGAACUGGAGAAGCGGGUGGCGGCGGUGCUGGAGCACGUCGGGCUGGACGACCUGCUGGCGGUGGCGAUGGGGUACGAUGGGGAGAGGGUGGUGGAGUACGAGACGGUGAAGCGGGUGGUGGCGACCUUCGCGGAGAGGGAGCGGAGGGAGAGCGUGGACGAGCUGCGAGGGUCCGCAUCGCCGGCGAUGCAGAGGGUGGCGAAGACAGUGGACGCCUACCUCGCGGAGAUCGCUACUGACGCCGGGCUGAGCAUCUCCAAAUUCACCGGCAUGGCCAUCCUCGUCCCCAAGUCCGCCCGCCCCUACGACGACGACCUCUACCGAGCCGUCGACAUUUACCUGAAGGCGCAUCCGGGGCUGGAUGAGAUAGAGAGGGAGAAAGUGUGCAGCGUGAUGGACCCACUGAACCUGUCCUACGACGCGAGGGUGCACGCGUCCCAGAACAAGCGUCUGCCGGUGCAGAUAGUGCUGCAUGCUCUGUACUAUGACCAGCUGAAGCUGCGGUGCGAGGACCCGAAAAUGGACGACGCGGCGAUGGUGAGGAAGCAGGUGAACGCGGACGUGUCGCUGAUGAAGGAGAACGAGGCGCUGCGGGAGGAGCUGUCGAGGAUGAAGGCCAUCGUCUCGGGGAUACAGCAUAGCAAGGGCGGUGGGUCGUCAUCGGCAAAGUCAUCGAAGAAGCCAACCUUCUUGUCCUCCAUGUCCAAGACGCUGGGCAAGCUCAACCCCUUCAGGCACGGCUCCAAGGACACCUCCCACAUCGAGAGCGCCACCUGCGGCAGUCUCGACGUCGCCGCCAAGCCCAGGAAGAGGAGGUUCUCCAUCUCUUGACUGCUCUCUCUCUCUCUCUUGUAAUAUGAUUUGGUGCUCCCUUUUUUUCUGUUUUUUUACUUGGUAAGGUGGUUUUGUACAACAAAGAUGUUAGAUGGAAUAAUAAAGUAGUGCGUCCGUCCCUUUGCUUUGGAUUGUAAAACUCUUAUCUCUUUCUUUCGGUCAGGUUUUUAAUUCUUUGCCCACUAAGACUUUUGCCAACUAAAAGAAAGAGUGUAGAGUGGUUGGGAUGAUACUUUAAUUAUAUUUUGAUUUGCAGUACUUA
Molecule: messenger RNA, 2080 nt
Organism: Nymphaea colorata (pocket water lily)
Lineage: Eukaryota; Viridiplantae; Streptophyta; Magnoliopsida; Nymphaeales; Nymphaeaceae
Product: root phototropism protein 2-like
Exons: 5
Coding region: 118-1815 (565 amino acids)
Molecular function (GO): protein binding
Source: RefSeq, a predicted model, not a curated record